UAAUUUGUGUCUAUUUCACAAUAAUCUGUGAUAGUGUGUUAUAGUUUAUAUUUCAAUGAAGCACAGUGACCCCAAGAUAUGUACAGACGAAUAGGUGUUUUAUUUGUUUGGAUGAAAAAUUUGUGUCUGUGUUUUUCAAUCCUCUCACCUCAGGGAAGCCCCCAAAGCUGCUCAGUAAAUAAGAUUCUCUCUCUCUCUCGCUCUCUGUCUUUCACCCGCAGAGCUUCUCAGUAAAGUGACAGUUCAGCAACAUGAAGAGGAUUCUCAUCUCUCUCUCUCUCUCUCCCAGGAACGAGGCCCCACCUCUUGUUUUCCCCCAACCCUGAGUCAUAUACAUUUGAGUCAGCGGUGAGUGUGAGUGCAUUUUGCUCCUUCUCUUCCUCUUGCUUCCUCUUCUUUUUAUAUCUGUCUUCUUCUGUCUCUCUUUCUCCAUCCUUCUCUCUCUUCUCCCUCUGAUUUUGAUCUCUGUCUACCCCUUCCCACAAAAAUUUUCACUCUCGUCCUCCUCUUCUCCCUCUGCUCUCUCACUCACGCGCUGUCUUGCGUCUUUCCCGGGAAUCCUAAGCGCAUCCCUGGUCUCGCAGGUGGACGUCGGCCCACUACCCAGGAGCCACCAUUCCCGCCCCGGAGAGCUCCACGCUGGCAGCGCAGCCCCUUCCGCGGCUCAGCAUUGGGAGGAAGACCCUGGUGGCAGCCGCCGUGGGAGUCAUGCUAGUCCUGGUGCUGGUGGUCCUCAUCCCCGUGCUGGUCAGCUCAGUGAGCACAGACGACGCCAGCCACUUUGAGAUGCUAGGCACCUGCCGCAUGGUGUGCGAUCCCUAUCUGGACUCAGGGGGCACAGGGAAAGCUACCUCCACCACGGGCCUCCAGGCGGAAGCAGAGGCUGAGGAGCUGAUUGACCACAGCAUCGGCCCGCCGAUGCCCACCUAUGGUAGCCAUGGUUCACAGGGAAAGCCCGGACGGCCUGGGAAACCCGGACCCCCGGGACCACCCGGGGAGCCCGGUCCGCCUGGGCCCAAAGGACCCCCAGGGGACAGAGGAGACGCUUUGAAGACGGGGAUACUGGGUCUGGGGGGCCAAGGAGCCAUCGCCACAGCCACCUACAGCACCACGCCACGGGUGGCUUUCUCUGCAGGACUCCGGAACCCCCAGGAGGGUUACGAGGUCCUGAAGUUUGACGAUGUGGUCACCAACCUGGGGGAUAACUACGACAGCUCGCUUGGCAAGUUCACGUGCAAGAUCCCCGGCACCUACUUCUUCAUCUACAAUGUGCUGAUGAGGGGAGGGGAUGGCACCAGCAUGUGGGCGGACCUGAUGAAGAACGGUCUGGUCAGGGCCAGUGCCAUAGCCCAAGACCAGGACCAGAGUUAUGACUACGCCAGCAACAGUGUCAUCCUUCAUUUGGAUGCCGGGGAUGCGGUCUUCAUCAAACUGGACGGGGGCAAGGCCCACGGGGGCAACAGCAACAAAUACAGCACCUUCUCAGGGUUCAUCCUCUAUGCUGACUGAUUAGGGGGUCGUAGGUCAUGGUUUACAGGGCAUUCACUUCCUGUCUUUCACUCCUCGCUCUCAUUCAUUCUCCAUAUUAAGCUCCAUUUUUUUUAAUGGGUUGCUAUUAUCAUUGUGAAGAUGCAGGGAGGUCUAUCGACAAUAGUGGUUCACUUAUGGUUGUUCUUUCAGUUAUGACGCUGAUGUAAGGGUGACAUUUUGACAGUGCAGAAAAGCAGCGCUGUUGUCAACCUAAACCUGCAUCACUUCAAAUGUACGUCUGGAAUUCAAUGGUUACGUGACUGUAUUGCGUAUCAAUAAUCUCCAUCGUUCAGACCUGGGUUCAAAUAGUACUGUUUUCCUUCAAAAACUUGAGCUCCCCUGGCACAGUGGAAUGAAUUGAAUCUUGAAUUUAAUCUUAAAAGUGCAUCUGUCACUAAAGACAGUCUCAAUCAAAUGCUCAAAGUUUUUCAAAAGAUACUACCACGCCAAUGUCUGCAAAAUUAGCACGUUUUACACUUCAUACCCAAAUCAACGACUGUUUACAGGGUAAGGAAGUCACGUUUAUAUUUUGGGUGAAUUAUGCUACUAGCUUACAAGUAUUGGUAAAAACAAAUAGUAUUUUUUGACACUAGUAUUGCUUUUUCACAUUGUCAAAAUUGAGGUCCAUUGGGUCUCUUUAUGUUAGAGCAAUUUUGGAAUUAAGACACGCGUCAUUAAACCGACCAAGUUUUUUAACCCAGUGUUGUCUGAUGAAUAAGAGAUCAUGUAAUAUUACCCAGUACAUUUUUAAAUAUUAUUCAUUUAUUUCUAUGUAAAUAAAUAUCAAUGUGCAAACACCAUUGGAGCCAGGGUUCGGGUCAAUUCAAAUUGAAGGCAUUCAAUACAGAAACUAAACUGAAAUUCCCAUUCAAUAAUUGAAAAAAGUAGAAGCUAUUUAUUCCAUAAGUGGUUAAGUUUUAGAAUUGUUUAUUCAAAUCACUUCCUGAAUUGAGUGCCUUCAAUUCGAAUUGACUCCAACACUGAUUGGAGCAGUGCCUGUACUGCACUUAUAACCCUGUGUGUAUAUAAAUACAAUUAUAGUGUACAUAGACUGACCAGGCGAAUCCAGGUGAAAGUUCUGAUCCCUUAUUGAUGUCACCUGUUAA
Messenger RNA from Oncorhynchus tshawytscha (Chinook salmon), 2636 nucleotides. RefSeq names its product C1q-related factor-like. Gene Ontology annotation, molecular function: protein binding. The coding region runs from base 709 to 1509 and encodes 266 amino acids. The transcript is spliced from 2 exons. NCBI's taxonomy places the organism in Eukaryota, Metazoa, Chordata, Actinopteri, Salmoniformes, Salmonidae. The record is from RefSeq and is a predicted model, not a curated record.